AUGUUUUCGAAAUAUAUACUGACAACAACAGUUGCAUUGGUAUUGUUAAAAUACCAAUGUUACUCUGCAGAUCCAAGUGUCUCUGCUCAAUUUAAAAAAUCAGCAGUUUGUGCUGGUGCAAACAAGUGUGCUGAAAUUGGAUCAUCAACUUUGAAUAAUGGAGGUUCAGCAGUUGAUGCUGCAAUAGCAACAAUGAUCUGCAACAAUUUGGUUCACCCACACUUGGCUGGUUAUGGAGGUGGAUUUUUCAUGACAAUUUAUGAUAAGGCAAAUAAACAUGUUGACUUUUUAAAUGCCAGAGAAAAAGCACCAGGUGAUAUUUCAAAAGCAUCAAAGACUGGUGUCAAUUCAAUUGCUGUUCCUGGUGAAAUUGCUGGUUAUGCAGUUGCUCAUAAAAAAUAUGGUAAAUUAUCUUGGGCAGCAUUGUUCGAACCAACAAUUAAACUCUGUGAAAGUGGAUAUCAAGUAUCAAAAGCACUUGAAAAAGCUCUCGAUUCAUCAGCUGAUAUUCUGAACAAAGAUGAAACUUUAAGGGCAUUAUUUGCAAGUGGUGGUGAUACGAAAAACGAAGGUGACCCCGUAAAGCCAGGUAAACUUUGUGAGACAUUGAAAGCAAUUGCAUCAAAAGGUGCUGAUGAAUUUUACAAGGGUGGUGUUGCUACAAGUAUCAUUGAUGAUUUAAAAAAGAAAUCAGGUGCAUUGACAUUAAAUGAUUUGUCAAGUUACACAGCUGAAUGGGGAAAUCCAUUGAAAACAACACUGUUAGAUGAUUUAACAUUAUAUACAGCAAAUGCACCAGGUGGUGGAGCUCCUCUUGCACUUGCUUUAAAUUUAAUUGAUGAAUAUGGUAACGAAUUGGCAAACCCUGAUGCAGCAUUGAGAAUUCACCGACUUUCUGAAAUAUGGAAAUACUCUGUAGCAGCAAAAAGCAAAUUGGGUGAUCCUAAAUUUAGCUCACUUGACGGGUUAUUGAAAGCAAUGACUUCUGAUGCAUAUGCAAAAGAUAUUAAGUCAAAAAUUAAUGAUAAAGAAACAUAUCAUGAUGCAAGUCAUUAUGGUGUCAAUGCUGAUGUUCAAGAUGAAGGUACAGCUCAAGUAUCAAUUAUUGAUGCUGAUGGUAAUGCUGUUUCAGCAACAAGCAGUCUUAAUGGACCAUUUGGUAGCGGUGUUGUUAGUGAAUCAACUGGUAUCAUUAUGAACAGUGCAUUGAGUGAUUUUUCACCAGAAUCAGAAGCCAAUAAAAUUGCACCAAACAAAAGACCAUUAUCAUCAAUGGCUCCUUCAAUUAUUAUUGAUUCAAAGGAUAAUGUCAAGAUAGUUAUUGGAGCAACUGGAGGACCUAAAAUAACAACAGCUGUUUCAUCAGUAAAUAAAUAUUCUUGUUAA
Aphidius gifuensis is the source of this 1386-nucleotide messenger RNA. RefSeq names its product glutathione hydrolase 1 proenzyme-like. Lineage: Eukaryota; Metazoa; Arthropoda; Insecta; Hymenoptera; Braconidae. Gene Ontology annotation, cellular component: plasma membrane. Gene Ontology annotation, biological process: glutathione catabolic process. Gene Ontology annotation, molecular function: glutathione gamma-glutamate hydrolase. Bases 1 to 1386 code for a protein of 461 amino acids. The transcript has 5 exons. The record is from RefSeq and is a predicted model, not a curated record.